AAUGAUAAAAGAAAGUGGUGAGAGUAAAAUAAUAAAGGAAAUACGGAUGUUAACCCUGUUAUCAGUAUCACGAUUCACAUCCAAUCCAGCACUAUAUAUAAUGAUGAUUGAUGAGGUGAGAAUUGAGAUCCAAUCCAACACGAGAAUCGAAUGGAUCCACCCAAAUUCCUAAUCCAAGCCUCCGAAGCCCAAUCCAUGGCCGAAGCCGCCUCCCUCACUCUCCCGGAACUCCUCCCAACCCUGGUGAGCGCGGCCCAGACCCUGGCCAGGCCCCCAAUCUCGAACUACCGCGUGGCCGCGGUGGGCCUGGGCUCCUCGGGCCGCAUCUUCGUGGGCGUGAACCUGGAGUUCCCGGGGCUCCCCCUGCACCACGCGGUCCACGCGGAACAGUUCCUGGUGACCAACCUCUCCCUGAAUGCGGAGCCCCGCCUGGUGUCCCUGGCGGUGUCGGCCGCCCCCUGCGGCCACUGCCGGCAGUUCCUCCAAGAAGUGCGGGGCGCGGGCGAUGUGGAAAUCCUGGUGACCUCCCACUCCACCCAACAAUUCAGCCCACUCUCCCGCUUUCUCCCCCACAGCUUCGGCCCCUCCGACCUUCAGCACCUGGACUCUCCCCUUCUCUUGGAGCCACACCACAACGCUUUAACCCUUCCCCAACACGUGGCACUGCCACCUCAUAAGUUGAAGCUUCCGGCUCUCGACGCCGCUAACAAAUCCCAUGCACCCUACAGUGCCUCCCCCUCCGGCGUCGCGCUUCUCGAUUCCCUCGGCAACGUCUUCCAAGGCUCUUACGUCGAAUCCGCCGCCUUCAACCCUAGCCUCGGACCCCUCCAGGCCGCCCUCGUCGCCUUCGUCGCCGGCGGAGGCCACGACUACCACCGGAUUGUCGAUGCCGUCUUGGUCGAGAAGGACGCCGCCGCCAUCAAACAGGAGGACACGGCGCGCUUGUUGCUCCAAUCCAUCUCCCCCAACUGCCACCUCACCACCUUCCUUUGCCACUCCCAACCUCAUUCCGAUCAACUUAAUUUCUCGCUGUAGAUUCUACGAAUCAUCAACACCAACAAUAAUUAUAAUAUAUUCAAUUCAAUAUAUUAUUGCCUCCUUCUAAUGCUUUCUAUACCAUCCUAUUCCUAUGCGUUGUUUCCCUUAGGAUUAACUUUUAUUUAUUUAUUUCCAUGUUUUGCUUCA
Molecule: messenger RNA, 1185 nt
Organism: Cajanus cajan (pigeon pea)
Lineage: Eukaryota; Viridiplantae; Streptophyta; Magnoliopsida; Fabales; Fabaceae
Product: cytidine deaminase 1
Cellular component (GO): cytosol
Molecular function (GO): zinc ion binding; cytidine deaminase activity
Source: RefSeq, a predicted model, not a curated record